This is a messenger RNA of Boleophthalmus pectinirostris (great blue-spotted mudskipper), 2009 nucleotides long. RefSeq names its product sodium- and chloride-dependent transporter XTRP3. Lineage: Eukaryota; Metazoa; Chordata; Actinopteri; Gobiiformes; Gobiidae. The transcript is spliced from 12 exons. Bases 1 to 1821 code for a protein of 606 amino acids. Gene Ontology annotation, cellular component: membrane. Gene Ontology annotation, molecular function: L-proline transmembrane transporter activity. The record is from RefSeq and is a predicted model, not a curated record. Gene Ontology annotation, biological process: sodium ion transmembrane transport.
AUGGAGAAAGGCGCGAGCUCAGCCAGACCCAACUGGGACAGUCCGGUCCAGUUCCUGUUGGCCUGCGUCUCCUACGCGGUGGGACUCGGGAACGUGUGGCGCUUCCCGUACCUGUGCCAGAUGCACGGGGGAGGGGGCUUCCUGAUCCCGUACCUGCUCAUGCUUUUCCUGGAGGGGGUCCCGCUCUUCUACAUGGAACUCGCCAUCGGACAGAAGAUGCGUCAGGGAAGUAUCGGGGCCUGGACCAACAUCAGCCCGUACCUGGGCGGAGUGGGUUUGGCCAGUGUGGUGACGUCGCUCUACGUCUGCCUCUACUACAACAUCAUCAACGGCUGGAGCUUCUGGUACCUCUUCCACUCUUUCCAGGCCGUCCUUCCCUGGUCCACCUGUCCUCUCUCAGCCAAUCGGACGGAGCCUCUGGAGGAGUGCCGCGUGGCCACGCCCACUCAGUACUUCUUCUACCGAGAGACUCUGAACAUCUCGCCGUCCAUCGAGACCAACGGAGGCCUCCACAUGGGACAGGCCCUGUGCCUCCUGCUCGCCUGGGUCAUGACCUACCUCUUCAUCAUCCACGGAGUCAAGUCCACCGGCAAGGUGGUUUACUUCACUGCCACUUUCCCGUACGUCGUUCUGACCAUUUACCUGAUCCGCGGCCUCACGCUGCACGGAGCCUUCAACGGCGUCACCUUCAUGUUCACACCUAAGGGAUCUUCAAAAAUGUCAGAUUUGUUGGCGAUUCAGAUGGAGCAGUUGGCCGACCCCAUGACCUGGAUCAACGCUGCCACUCAGAUCUUGUUCUCGCUGGGCCUGGGCUUUGGUUCGCUCAUCGCCUUCUCCAGCUACAACCAGUACAACAACAACUUCGAGCGCCAGGCCGUCAUCGUGUCCCUCGUCAACAGCGGCACCUCCAUCUUCGCCAGCAUCGUCACCUUCGCCAUCUACGGCUUCAAGGCCACCGUCAAAUACGAGGACUGUCUGGACAGAGUGCGUCUUCUCCUCAUGAACAGUUUUAAUCUGGCCGAGGACGUGAUCACUCAGGAGAACGUGCUGAACUGGGUGGAGAAGCUCAACUCCAGUUACCCCGGGGAGUUUGCACAGAUCGCCGACAAACUGGAGACCUGUGACCUCGACAAGGAACUCAACACUGUAGGUACCUCACCAGGUCUGGCCUUCAUCGUGUACAGUGAGGCCAUCAUGAACAUGCCUCUGUCUCAGUUCUGGUCCGUGUUGUACUUCUUCAUGCUGCUGCUGCUGGGCAUGGGCAGCAUGUUGGGAAACGUGACGGCCAUCAUCACGCCCAUGAGGGACUUCAAGAUGUUCGCCAGGAUCAGCGACGAAAUGCUCAACGGUAUGAUGUGUGUCUUCUGUCUCGUGCUGGGCCUGGGCUUCACCACUCCGUCUGGAAACUACUGGUUCACCAUGUUCAACGACUACGGCGCCACGUUCUCCCUGCUCUUCAUCGUCCUCAUCGAAGUGAUCACCGUCAGCUACUACUACGGCAUCAAGAGGUUUUCCAAAGACAUUGAGGACAUGCUGGGCCACGCUCCAAACUGGUACUAUAAAAUCAUGUGGGGAGGAGUCAGCCCCCUGCUCCUCAUCGCGCUGCUCAUCUUCUACAUCGUCAACUACAUCCAGGGAGGCACGCCCACCUACCAGGCCUGGAACCAGGAGCUGGGCGAGGCUGUGGUCACGGAGUACCCCCUGUUUGGACAAAUCUUCAUCGCGAUAUUGAUCGUAUCUUCGGUGAGCUGCGUGCCCAUCACCGCCCUGUACGUCUACUGCACGAGGAGGAGACCGAGCGCCAUGGCUGUGUACACAUAGACCCCGGACACUCCCCAGAGCCCCCAACACACGCCUACCUGACCCCAACACACGCCUACCUGACCCCAACACACGCCUACCUGACCCCAACACACACCUACCUGACCCCAACACACGCCUACCUGACCCCAACACACGCCUACCUGACCCCAACACACGCCUACCUGACCCCACACACACCUACCUGA